GCACCCCGACCGCGUGGGCGCGUCGCAGGUCACCUCGCUGCAGCGCACGCACACCGAGGACGCGGGGUCCGCGGCUCUCUCGUCCCCUUUCACCUCCGAGCGUGGCGCGCGCCGCCGGAGGACGUCGCCCGGCUGGCCCGGAGCUGGCCAAUCCCGAGCGUCCAUGCAAAUGAGGCUCCUUAUCGGGCCGCGGCUCCGCCUCCCGCGGCCCGGGCCGUAGUAACCCAUUCAUGGGGCCCUGGCGCGGCGGCAGCCCGGCUCCGAGGUGCUCGCAGCCGCCGCCUCCUCUCCGCUCCGGGUCUUCCCCUUCUUUUUACAACUGAUCCUGUUGGGAAUUUUUUUUUCUUUCUAAAUUGCAGCGGUGGGGGGGAGGGAGUCGGGAGGGUGGGGUACCAGGAGGAAAGGGAGAGAUUAGGCAGUCAUCCAUCUCCUCCUGUUUCUCCCAGAACAGGUGAUGCUUCCAAAUUGUGAUCACUUUCUGGAGGCAGCGCUGCCGCGGGAAGGAUGCGAGCGACCUAGGACCGAGGACCCGAGGCGGCAGAUCUGAACUCGUGGAGGAUAAAUCCCAAACUUUAACCGCACCCAUCCGCACCUCAAAGCGUGAAGCAAAGGACGGGUUAUCUUUUUCUUUUUUCUUUUUCUUCUUCUUCUUCUUUUUUUUUUUCCAAGAGAGACUGAAACUUCAAUACUUGGCCCUUUUUUUUUUGGAUCGAUUUGGAGGAAACGGUUUGGUGGCAACGCUGGGAACAGUAAGGACAGUGUGGUAACUCUUGUUUUUAAAGAGACAGAUCACACUUUUUUUAAAUGUUUGGGAUUCAAGAUACUUUAGGAAGAGGGCCAGCUCUGAAAGAGAAGUCGCUGAGCGCCGAGAUGGAUUCGGUCAGAUCCUGGGUCCGGAACGUCGGCGUGGUGGACGCCAAUGUCGCGGCGCAGAGCGGAGUCGCCCUGUCCCGCGCGCACUUCGAGAAGCAGCCGCCCUCCAACCUGCGCAAGUCCAACUUCUUCCACUUCGUGCUGGCGCUCUACGAUCGGCAGGGCCAGCCCGUGGAGAUCGAGCGCACGGCCUUCGUGGACUUCGUGGAGAACGACAAGGAACAAGGCAACGAGAAGACCAACAAUGGCACCCACUACAAGCUACAGCUCCUCUACAGCAAUGGUGUCCGCACGGAGCAGGACCUGUACGUCAGGCUCAUUGACUCGGUCACUAAGCAGCCCAUCGCUUAUGAGGGACAAAAUAAGAAUCCGGAAAUGUGCCGAGUUCUUCUGACACACGAAGUCAUGUGCAGUCGAUGCUGUGAAAAGAAAAGCUGUGGAAACCGAAAUGAGACUCCUUCAGACCCUGUCAUCAUCGACAGAUUCUUUUUAAAAUUUUUCCUCAAGUGCAAUCAGAAUUGUUUGAAAACAGCAGGAAACCCAAGGGACAUGAGGAGGUUCCAGGUUGUGUUAUCAACAACAGUGAAUGUAGAUGGACAUGUGUUGGCUGUUUCUGAUAACAUGUUUGUUCAUAACAACUCUAAGCAUGGGCGGAGAGCAAGAAGACUGGACCCUUCGGAAGCUACCCCCUGCAUCAAAGCCAUUAGCCCAAGUGAAGGCUGGACCACAGGAGGAGCCAUGGUUAUCAUCAUUGGGGACAACUUCUUUGAUGGCCUCCAAGUGGUGUUUGGGACCAUGCUUGUAUGGAGCGAGCUCAUCACUCCUCAUGCCAUCAGAGUGCAGACUCCUCCUCGGCACAUCCCUGGAGUGGUGGAAGUGACUCUGUCUUAUAAAUCCAAGCAGUUCUGCAAAGGAGCUCCAGGGAGGUUCAUUUAUACAGCAUUAAAUGAACCCACCAUAGACUAUGGCUUCCAGAGGCUGCAGAAAGUCAUCCCCAGGCAUCCUGGAGAUCCAGAGAGAUUAGCGAAGGAAAUGCUGUUGAAAAGAGCUGCGGAUCUCGUGGAGGCCCUCUAUGGCACACCGCACAAUAACCAGGACAUCAUUUUGAAGCGAGCCGCAGAUAUUGCUGAAGCCCUCUACAGUGUCCCCAGGAAUCCCAGCCAGAUCCCAGCUCUCUCCAGCUCUCCCGCUCACAGUGGCAUGAUGGGCAUCAAUUCUUAUGGCAGCCAACUUGGGGUCAGCAUCUCAGAGUCAACACAGGGAAAUAAUCAAGGUUACAUCCGCAACACAAGCAGCAUCUCUCCUCGGGGCUACUCUUCCAGCUCUACCCCUCAGCAGUCUAACUACAGCACCUCCAGUAACAGUAUGAAUGGCUACAGCAACGUCCCCAUGGCCAACCUGGGCGUUCCAGGGUCACCAGGAUUUCUAAACGGCUCCCCCACAGGCUCCCCUUAUGGAAUCAUGUCAUCAAGUCCCACUGUUGGAUCUUCCAGCACGUCUUCCAUCCUCCCAUUUUCCUCUUCAGUUUUUCCUGCUGUCAAACAGAAGAGUGCCUUUGCCCCUGUCAUCAGGCCCCAAGGCUCCCCUUCGCCUGCCUGCUCCAGUGGCAAUGGAAAUGGAUUCAGAGCCAUGACCGGACUUGUCGUGCCCCCGAUGUAAUGAAGAGGCAGAGCUGCUUUCUUAUAGCACAAAACUACUUACUCUGAUGGACCAACAAUGAAGAAAGCACUAUGAGGUCUUUGGGGAGAUUUAUGCCCCCCACAUGAACAGAUGGACAGAUUUCUGUAUACAAGGAGCCCGUGUUACCUGGUUUCUCCUUCCUUGUGUAGCUCUGAUGGUGGCUAUACAAACUGACCCUCUUGGGGACAAGGACAAAAGAUGUCAUUGACGUAGUCAGUGCUAAAAGCAGAAAUGCAAUUCUUUGUUAUGAACAUUAUAACCACCUUCCUAUGUUUGUAAAAUAUUUAAAAAAAAUUGGCAAACAACUCAAGCUUAAUAUUUUGGAUACUAUUUGUUUUUCUUUGUAGGAAAAAAAAGUUGAAAGUUUCUAUUUUCUAUGAAGCCUUUCAGAUACCAAUUUAGUUUAUGCAGAAAAAAAAAACUGAACAAAACAGGGUACCAGCAUGGAAGACUUUCUUAAAAUGAAACCCGAAUUGAAUGACAUGUUGUUGUAUGUGUGUUUGCUUAUAGUUUAAUCUCUUUAAAAAAAGGGAAAAGUUUAAAAUGUUUUACAAUUAUUUAAAUAAAUAAACGUGUAACUUAUUGUAAGUAGAGGUAGGAAUUAAGACCUUUUUGGAAAGAGGCAGUUCUCUUUCUGAUGUAAAAUGAAACUGAUGCAAACAUGUAGUAACAAGUUUAAAAGAUGUGUGAUUAUUACUGCAGUUACUUACUAGACUCUUUCCCCCCCAUCCUGCACCCUCUUUUUCCAUCAUUUUAUUGACCCAUGGGCAAGAACAGGUACCUGAUGUAGAUUCCUACAGAACAGCCUGACAGAAACAAAAAUUCAAACCCAUGCAGAUAUAUAAUGCUCAAGCCCAUCAAUUCAUUCCCAUCCCCAUCUGCUUUCUAAAUAGUCUACAAGUCCCUUUUGGUAGUCACUCUGUGUGAAAUUUAAAAACAACAACA
Pipistrellus kuhlii (Kuhl's pipistrelle) is the source of this 3498-nucleotide messenger RNA. It is a transcript of the gene EBF2, whose product is annotated as EBF transcription factor 2. Gene Ontology annotation, biological process: regulation of transcription by RNA polymerase II. The record is from RefSeq and is a predicted model, not a curated record. Gene Ontology annotation, molecular function: RNA polymerase II cis-regulatory region sequence-specific DNA binding; DNA-binding transcription factor activity, RNA polymerase II-specific. The transcript is spliced from 16 exons. NCBI's taxonomy places the organism in Eukaryota, Metazoa, Chordata, Mammalia, Chiroptera, Vespertilionidae. Bases 805 to 2532 code for a protein of 575 amino acids.